Molecule: messenger RNA, 485 nt
Organism: Acanthoscelides obtectus
Lineage: Eukaryota; Metazoa; Arthropoda; Insecta; Coleoptera; Chrysomelidae
Source: the annotation of a GenBank genome assembly
AUGUUCAAAGUAGCCCCACCUUCGACUUCAAUACAGGCGUCUAUAUUUUGUACAGUCAGACAUGACUCGACAAUUCUGACUCUAAAGUUGUCCAGGAUUUUUACAUAUAAAAUUAAAAGCAUACAAAACAAAAAAAAAAAGCUAAAUAAUAAUGACAUUCUAGACAAAAGAUUGCUAGUUUUCAGCGAUCUUCUUGGUCGGCGACACAACCAAUAAUACAGCUUUAUUUUUUUUGGAACGUGCGAUAUUAGUGUGAAUGCAUCAUUGGAGAACCCAUAUAACGUAGAUACAACUGGUCGUUUGGGCGAUGGUAAAAAUUCUGGAGGUAUCUCCCGCUUGUUCUUCGUCAAUGACCCUGUGUAAAUUAAGCCUUUUUUGCGUAACUGAUGAAGCAGCUCUAUUGAGGCAUGUACAUUUUAAAAGAGCAUCGCCCUCGGAAACUGAUUAACAUUUCGUCGAUGCAUGUUGUUGGACCCAAAUUGAAG